CAUCUGAAGGGAGCUGGAAAGGGGCACUUUCGUCCGCCGUAGCCAUUUUGACUCAAGACUCGUGAGGUGAGCGCUCCGUGUUUCCAUAUCGCAACUGACCACCUGUUCCUACACUUCUUGGCGAUCGUCCACUCAACGAUGGCACACGCACUGAUCUUUGCGGCGGCAUCUGUUGCGCUCACUUACACUGGGCGCCGAAAUCCAGCGCAUGCAGAUGUCAGUACAUGGGCUGGACGGCUCAGAGGCGGCAAAGUUGCGGCCUGAAGAUUGCACGGCCUUUUUUGUUGGGUACUUCGAGUUGGGUGAUGGGGGGUAUUGCGCGGAGCGGGCAUCAAUCAUCAACGUUGGGAACACAUCCCAGCCUGGCGACACAGUGCAAGAUUCCGCGGACCAGUGCAGUUUGUUGUCAUCCUGCUAUGCCUUCAGUUUCUCGGCAGGGCCGACCGGCACAGCCCAGCCGCAAUGUGCGUUGUGGCUAUCAAACGUAUGCACGAGCAUCAUCGACCAGAACGUCUGGAACAGGAGGUCUUACGCCAAGGAGAGCUUAACGACGGCACCAACGCCAGCGCCUACUCCCGCGCAGACGACGGAUCUGUGGUUGCCAGUGCUGAGCAUUGAUCACGCGGAUGGCACCGUCGGUGGGUAUUUCAAUUUCGAUUUGGUGGCGGAGCUCGGAUCUGGAACGGUUUAUUGGCCAGAUCUGAGGCAAUGCCGCGGUGGGGUGGAGUUUGCGGCUGGUUCUGGCAUGCUUUGGCAAGGUACCAACGGUGGAACGGUAGGCAAUUCUCAUGGACGUUUCGACAGUGCAAGUGCAGCUCUGGGUCAUCGUGAUUGGGAAGUGGGUGAUAUCGCUACAAACGGAGGAUGUCAGCCCAGUCCCACGCCUAGUCCGACGCCCACUCUGACCCCUAGCCCCACGCCAAGCCCGACGGCCUUCCCGACGCCGUAUCCGACCGCCCUGGCGAUCAACUCGACGAGCAGCCCGACCUCGUCCCAGAUGCCCAGUCCGACGCCUGUGUCAUACACAUUUGUCGCGUAUGGCGGUUCGUGCUCGGCAUUUGGCCUCGUGCCCGUGAUAACACAGAGCGAAUGGUUGAUCGCGGCGCAGCAGUGCUGCAAUCGGUGCACCAGCGCUGCAAUCGGCGAUUCGGGUUGUGGUGACAAUGUCGGUCUUCUGACUGUCCGUCCUGCAGGAUGCUACAGCAAAGCUGGGACCUAUUUUCAUUUCAAUCAGAGAACUGUCGGCGACGGAACUGUCGCGGGCUGGGGCUACGUGUGCAAGACAACCUUGGCGAGCAGCCCGACCUCGUCCCCGACGCCCAGUCCGACGAGCCGCCCGCCAAGCAGCCCGACCUUCAAUCCGUCCGCGUCCCCCACGUCCAGUCCGACGAGCAGCCCGACCUCCAGUCCGACCUCGCCCCCGACGCCCAGCCCGACGCCUUCGCCGACUGAGAUUACGACUAAUGCUCCGUUAUGUGCAUGCGAUUUCGAUGAUGUUCCGGAUCUUGGCAGAAACACUGCUAGUACGACAUCCACAAGUUUGCGCAGUUUCUACGGGUCUGAUUCGCAGUGGACUGGCAGAAACAGCGUUAGAGUUAUUUUUUCGAGAGCUUUUCAGGUGCAGCAGAAUUCUCAGUUGGAGCUGCGGGCGCUCCCUCCAGUAUGUUGUUGUGGAUGGACAUGCGGGCGCACGAUCCGUUUAUGCACAGUCGGUCUUACCUGAUUGAUUCCAGACCUACUGGGCAAGGGACAUUAUAUUUUGACAGUUAUAAAACCGUUGAGUUUACCACAUGUGCGGGAAUUGCCAGGGUGAAGCGUCGUGGCAGGCAUCGAUUGCCGAUGCGCCAGCGUCUGACACAUGGGUGCAUUCUGCGAUCGUGUCAGGCCCUACAGGGACGCGCCUUUUCAAGGACGGCGCAUUGUUGUAUGAGACUCGCAUCGAGUUGUGGCAUAUCUUACAGCACCGCUGUGGUCGACAAAGCAGUUCUAGGCUUUUACUUCGGAUCAGUUGGCAGUUCAGGGUCGUACGUCUUGGAUGUUUCCAUCGACGACCUCCAGUUUUACAAAUUGGCGUCACCAGCACAAGAGGUGCACGACUUCUACGCUGCGACGCUGGCGCCAACGCCGGCGGCGACUCCGCCGACCUCGGCGACGGCCACCGGCGACCCGCACAUGCAAAACAUCCACGGUGAACAUUUCGACCUAAUGACGUUGGGUAAGGCUACGUUGGUCAACAUCCCACGUGGUACGCCCGUCGAGGACGCGUUUCUUGCGGUAGAAGCAGACGCGCGUAGCCUGGGUGACCAUUGUGCCGACACGUAUUUCCAGUAAGUCAGCAUCACAGGGCUCAACGCCGAAGGCGUUGAGAGCCACAAUGUGCCGAAAUGGAUGAUUUUCGGGCCGCUGGAGGUCAAAGUCGUCCACGGGCGCACGGAGAAGGGGAUCAAGUAUUUGAAACUCUUCGUCUAACACCUUUGGUGAAGUCGGGCCUGUCCCUCUACAGGGGGAACAUUCAAAAAUAUUUGGAAUACGUGUUGAGUAUUGUUUACCUGCCGUCCGUCCAGAAUCAGCCUUUCGGAGGACACGCCCGACCUAAACCUUGGGCACAUUGGGCAUCACACGGAUGCAGCGAUGCUCCCAGCAGAAUGCCAGACCACGAUUUUAUUGCGUAAGCCGAGCAGGACCAGCGUCCCAGUUGAGUUGGUCUCGGUCGCGACCGCCAUCUGAGUCGACUGCCCGUCCUUUAUCUAAAGGUUGCCGCCUCUGCCGCCUACCCCAAUUGAGCG
This is a messenger RNA of Prorocentrum cordatum, 2786 nucleotides long. NCBI's taxonomy places the organism in Eukaryota, Dinophyceae, Prorocentrales, Prorocentraceae. The record is from the annotation of a GenBank genome assembly.